Molecule: messenger RNA, 2072 nt
Organism: Camellia sinensis
Lineage: Eukaryota; Viridiplantae; Streptophyta; Magnoliopsida; Ericales; Theaceae
Source: RefSeq, a predicted model, not a curated record
CUUUCUUUUUUUUUUUUUGGUUAUUUUUUGGAUGAGGUUAUUGUUUGGCAAAUGACAUUGCAGCCCGUAUAAUGGCAAAACCAAAGAAGUUUGGGUCAAAUUAUGAAUUGAUGUGUCGGAUAUUCAUGAUUUUGAGUUCCAAUUCUUACUUUAUAUUAUUAUACAGAGCAAAUGAACUUAUGAGAGAGAGAGAGAUAGGGUAACCCCAACAACACAAUUCAGAAAAGGUGGGGGGAUAUUUUGAUGUGGAUGAUGGAUAGAUGGAUGCUUGUUUUCUGUAUGAUCCACUUCACUCACUCUCUCCUCGAUUGAGCUUUCUCUUAAUUAACACCCAGUUGAUCAAAAUUUCAUCUACCCCAAACAUCGUAAUAAAUCAUUUGAUUAAACCUGCUAACAUGAUGAAAUCAAAAAGAUUCAGUCUCCUUUUCUAUCUGUCAUCUGUAACAAAUCAUCGUGCUAUUUUUGAUUGGGAAGAAAUCACAAGAGUAAAUUGAUUGAGGCACAACAUAAAAUAAAAUUUGAUUUGAUUUGAUUAUAUGAAAUGAGUGACUAAAUUCCAAGGUAGCAAUAAAUCCCAAAAGGAUCUUCUCCAUAUCCACACACACACAUGUAUAUAUAGUAUUAAAUUAAGAAAGUAUAAAGCUGACGGCGGUGUUGUCUUGUGUAAAAGGAAAAGUUACAUAAGAAUCACUCCAAUGUAGUAUUUCCACAUAGGAUAGGACAGUCAUUGGAAAAGCUGAAACACAACAGAGAACAGAGAGAAUAGUAAGUUUGCUUCUAAUCCAAACAAUGCCCGCCCCCCCACCAAAAAAAAAAAAAAGCCAGCCACUACCACCAUCACCAUCUACAUCUAAAUCCUCCUCCUCAAGCAAUCAAUAUAGUAUAAUCUAUAUCUAUAUAUAUAGCUGUUUCAUUAUUUGAUCAUUGAGAGAGAGAGAGAGAGAGAGAGAGGGAGAGAGCUUCCCUUCCACGGUGAUGGAGGAAGCAGCAGUGGUGGAAGGUCUGUUGUGCGGCGAUGGACAGAGACAGAUAUUAGCAGCGAAAAGAGUAUGCAAAGCAACGAGUAAGCAAAGGCACAAGUUGGCCGAAAGAGUUGUGGCACCAUUGGUUAUGAUGCUUCAUCCGCGGCAACAGCAGCAGGUGCAGGACUAUGACACCAUUGAAGCUGCUCUCUUCGCUCUCCUUAGUCUUGCCUCCGGCAGUGAACAAAACAAGAUCCAUAUUGUGAAAUCUGGAGCUGUGCCGGCAUUGUUAAAGCUCCUUCAUUGCCAAAUCGAAUCACUCUUCAAUCUAGUGAUAGCAGCUCUCUUGAUCCUCUCUUCUUGUACAGCAAAUAAGCUGGCCAUUGCAGCUUCUGGGGCUAUUCAACUCCUCAUUGAGUUCCUCAAUUCAGAGUACACCAAUGACAACAACCACCAAGAUAACAACAACAACAACAACAUCAUCAUCAGCAUCCAAGCAAAGCUCGAUAUCAUAGCCACUCUCCAUAAUCUCUCUACUUAUCACCAAACUAUCCCCUCAAUUGUUCUAUCUGGUGUGGUAGUUUCUUUGGUUCAACUAAUCUGUGGCUAUGAAAAAUCAUCGGAGUUGGUUGACAAGGCAAUGGCAUUGCUCGAAAGAAUUGUUUCUUCAUCAGAGUCUGCUCUAACGGAGGCUGCUAGCACAGGUGGAACGAUUCAGGCAUUGGUUGAGGCUCUUGAGGAGGGUUCACCCCUAUGCAAAGAGAAUGCAGUGGGAAUCCUAGUUCUCAUAUGCCAAAGCUGCAGAGAGAGAUACAGAGGGAUGAUUUUGAGGGAAGGAGUGAUGCCGGGGCUGCUUCAGUUGAGCGUGGACGGAACAUGGAGAGCUAAGGAAAUGGCCCGUGCUCUGCUACUACUUCUAAGAGAUUGCUCGAGUCAUCAUCAUGGCAGUUCGAGAAACAAACAAUGGAAGAAUGUGCUUUUGGAGCGGGCUAUGGAACAAAUUGAUGCAGAUGAGAGGGUGGGCACAGCACUGAGGCUGGUGGAGGAGACGAUUGCGAAGCUCAGUGCUUAAUCACUCUUCAAUCUAGUGAUAGCAGCUCUCUUGAUCCU